GGCACCUAUGCGCUCCGACUCCUCCCUCCACCGCCUCUACCGUGAGUAUAUAUAUCAACCCCAACACCUAUCUGAGCUCAGGCAAACAAACAGGAGACUCAACCGCAAGACACAUGACAUCACAUCACAUCACAUCACAUCUCAUCACAGCACCAACACAACAGAGCAAAGGGAAUCAAGGCAACAAGAAAGAGCACCACAGUUUCUCACGGUAACUAAGUACAACUCCACCCAGCCAUGUGGAUCCGGUUUGCCGUGUGCCUGUGUUGCCUGGCAGUGGGCUGUCAGGGGCAGGACAGAACGGCGUCGCUCCGCAAGGCCAACAACGACUUCAGCGGCCGCUGCCAGUACACCUUCACCGUGGACAGCCCGGCCGAGUCCAGCUGCCCCCAGGCGGGAGCCGUGGGCACGGAGAUGGAGGGCGUGGCGUCCCGGCUCACUCUCCUGGAGGCUCUGGUGAGCCGGAUGCUGGGGGAGCCAGGGGCAGCGAUGGUGGGUGAGGCCGGGCUGCAGACCGCGGAGGAGGUGAGCCAGCUCCAGCAGGACAACCAGCGGCUGAACAGGCAGGUGCAGGACCUCCAGAGGAGGCUGGAGGAGCUGACACUGGAGGCGGAGCAGCUGAGGGAGAAGCCCUGCCAGCAGCCCCAACCCUCAGGGGUCACGACAGGGGUCACGACAGCAGACAGCGAUCCUGCGUUUGGGAGCGGAGCCUUUCAAGAGAUGAAGGCUGAGGUGUCAGAGGUGCCUGCCCCCCCUCAGAUCCGGCAACAUGGACAGAACCAGAACCAGAACCAGAACCAGAACGUGACCAAAGGCUGUGGAGUGCUGGUGUCGGUGGACGAGCCUGUGACUCACCACAAGGUUGACAGCAUCACAGGCAAAUACGGCGUCUGGUUCCAGGACCCAGAGCCCGCGGGGCCCCCCUACGGCCCUAAGGUGGUGUGGCGCAUUGAGGCGGUGGGCAAGGAGGUGAGGCAGCUCUUUGCCUACGAGGACAUGGACCAGUUGGUGCGUGGCUUCCCCAUGAAGGUGCUGGUCCUGCCGGAGGCGGUGGAGAGCACCGGUGCCACCGUCUACCGCGGCUCCCUCUACUACCAGCGCCGCCGCAGCCGCACCAUCAUGCGCUACGACCUGGCCUCCGAGAGCCUGGCGGCCCGGCUGGAGCUGCCUCACGCCGGCUUCCACGGCCAGCACCCGUACUCCUGGGGCGGCUACACCGACAUCGACCUGGCCGUGGACGAGAGGGGCCUGUGGGUCAUCUACAGCAGCGGCAAGGCCAAGGGGGCCAUCGUCGUCUCGCAGCUGAAGCCCAACAACCUGGAGGUGAAGAAGAGCUGGGAGACCAACAUCCGGAAGAACACGGUGGGCAACGCUUUCAUGGUGUGCGGCCGGCUCUACACCGUGGCCAGCUACAGCUUACCCAACACCACUGUCAACUACGUGUUUGACACAGACACCGGCGAGAGCCAAGCCAUCGCCAUACCCUUCCACAACCGCUACCGCUACAACAGCAUGAUCGACUACAACCCGGGCAACAAGAAGCUCUACGCCUGGGAUAAUCACCACAUGGUCACCUACGACAUACAACUGGCAUAGUAUAACAACAGCCCUUAAGCAGACACAAACCCUCUGAAUGACACAGACCGAAGCAUUGCAAGUCACCUGGUGCCAUAAAUAGUGUUAUAUGCAUUCAAUCAUCUCGUACAACCAUGUCAUGUCAUGUCAGAAGAAUUAUUAAGGCUAUCCUGGUUUGUAACUGCUUUAGUACAAAAAGAACUUCUUUGUGAUGUAUUUGUAUAUAUUUUGUAUUUUAAAAGCAAAUUGUAUGUACUUCUGUAUAUAGAAUAUUAUGAUUAUUUACCUCAAAUGUAUUUUUGUAUGAAAGCUAUUGUAAAUUGUAAACUGCUGUCUCCUUACACAAGCCAUCUGUCAUUCUAAUAAUUUAAAUAAUAAAUGAUUUAAAAAAAAGGGUUGAUUGAUUAGUGAUUAUGUCUUGUUUCCCUUUGUAAAUAAAUUAAUAAAUAAACAUUAUUGUGGAAGAAAAAUACUAUUUUACACUUCUAGCUAUAGCUCCAUGAGCAAGAAUGUACUUGAUUUCCACAUAGACCCCUCAAACUCACGAGCCUGGCCAUUACAUAGACCGUAAUCCUUACCUACCUCACAAAUAUCUUCUGAAACGCAUUUGAUA
Molecule: messenger RNA, 2188 nt
Organism: Clupea harengus (Atlantic herring)
Lineage: Eukaryota; Metazoa; Chordata; Actinopteri; Clupeiformes; Clupeidae
Product: myocilin-like
Biological process (GO): signal transduction; osteoblast differentiation
Cellular component (GO): Golgi apparatus
Source: RefSeq, a predicted model, not a curated record